UGCCGAUUUGGCGAGUGGUGACUGACUUUAUUUGCUCGCAAAUUCUCGAAAUAAAUACCAUUAUUAAAAUGUUUUGUAAGCUAUUUAGUUAUUCCCACUUACUUCUAGUAUCCAUAUUUACUACUAGUAUUUUAGCGGAAUGGAAUACUAGGGACUAUGUGAGAAGAGAGCACUCACUAACAAAACCUUACCAAGGCACCGGGGUAACUGUUCCUUACUGGGACUUCACAGGUAGUGCUAUAGUAACCUCAAAUUAUGUGCGGCUUACACCAGACAUGCAAUCAAAGAAUGGGGCUAUUUGGAACACUAAGCCGUGUGAGACCAGAAAUUGGGAGCUCCAAGUCCAGUUCAAGGUGCAUGGACGAGGGAAAGACCUGUUCGGCGAUGGACUUGUCAUUUGGUACGUGCGGGACCGCAACCAGCAAGGCCCCGUGUUCGGCUCCAAGGACUACUUCAGCGGGCUGGCCGUGCUGCUCGACACCUACAGCAACCACAACGGCGCUCAUACUCACCAACACCCAUACAUCUCUGCGAUGGUGAACAACGGCUCGCUGCACUACGACCACGACCGCGACGGCACGCACACGCAACUCGCCGGCUGCGAGGGCAAGCUGCGCAACAUGGCGCAUGACACGCACCUCUCUAUAGUGUAUAGGGACGACACACUUACAGUGUCAACGGACUUGGAGGGCAAAAACGCGUGGAAAGAGUGCUUCAGAGUGGAGGGUGUCCUUCUCCCCACGGGCUACUACUUCGGCGCGUCGGCGUCCACCGGCGACCUGAGCGACAACCACGACAUCAUCGCUAUCAAGUUCUACGAGCUGGAUCUGCUGGAGACGCAAAACAAAGACGAAGACCGCUCGAACAUAAUCCCUUCAGCCGCUUCAUUCGAGGCGCCCCGAGACCACGUGGACGACGCCAAGCCAGCAAUGUCGGGCAUCAAGACCUUCCUCUGGAUGAUGUUUGUGGCGAUCGUACUGAUUGUACUGGUUGUACUCGGAAUCAUGUGGUACCAGAAACGACAGGAGCAGUCGAGAAAACGAUUAUAUUGAACGCAGCCAAAAACGGAAAAGUCGCGUUUGGUUUUUUACGAACGCGACUUUUUCGCUUGUUUGGCGCGCUUUGAUGUGACAAAUGCGUUCAGAGUUUUUUUGUUCACUGAUUUAUAUUUUUUUCGACAUUCCGGUUAUUGUAUUCUGAACGCAUUGUGAUAUUUAAAAAAUGUAGAUCAAAUUCUACAAAU
Molecule: messenger RNA, 1243 nt
Organism: Plutella xylostella (diamondback moth)
Lineage: Eukaryota; Metazoa; Arthropoda; Insecta; Lepidoptera; Plutellidae
Product: vesicular integral-membrane protein VIP36
Biological process (GO): endoplasmic reticulum to Golgi vesicle-mediated transport
Cellular component (GO): COPII-coated ER to Golgi transport vesicle; endoplasmic reticulum membrane; Golgi membrane
Molecular function (GO): D-mannose binding
Source: RefSeq, a predicted model, not a curated record